AGAACAAACAACAGCGGUGUAGAAGGCUUUCAGAAUGCGAUGCAGAGCUCAGUUACAGACAUGCGUCCUGGGAUUUGGAAACUGAAGCCUCUUUUAAUGAAGGAAGAAAUUUUAGCAAAAAAGAAAAAGUGCGGUGCCAGUCGAGGAGGAAGAGUCUGCUGAAGGUGAGGGUCAUGGACUGGAUCACCUCUACGGCCAUCCUGCCCCUGUUGUUGGGCUGUGUGGGGAUCUUCAGCCUCUUCAAGCUGCUGCAGCAGAUGCGCGUGAAGGCCUACCUGCGGAACGCUGUGGUGGUCAUUACAGGCGCCACCUCAGGACUGGGGCGAGAAUGCGCCAAAGUCUUCUACGCUGCGGGCGCUAAGCUGGUGCUCUGUGGCCGGAACAGGGAGGCCCUGGAAGAGCUCACCAAAGAACUGGCUGCUUCUCAGGCCACCAAGGUGCAGACACACAAGCCUUACACGGUGACCUUCGACCUCGCAGAACCUGGGGCCAUAGUUGCAGCAACAGCCGAGAUCCUGCAGUGCUUUGGCUAUGUGGAUGUGCUCAUCAACAAUGCCGGGAUCAGCUACCGCGGUGCCAUCGUGGACACCACCGCGGACGUAGACAAGAGAGUCAUGGAGACAAACUACUUUGGCCCAGUUGCUCUAACGAAAGCACUCCUGCCCUCCAUGAUCAAGAGGCGACAGGGCCACGUCGUCGCCAUCAGCAGCAUCCAGGGCAAGAUCAGCAUUCCUUUUCGGUCAGCAUACGCGGCCUCCAAACACGCAACCCAAGCCUUCUUUGACUGUCUGCGUGCAGAGGUGGAGCAGUACGAGGUUGAGGUGACUGUGAUCAGCCCCGGCUACAUCCACACCAGCCUCUCUGUCAACGCCAUCACUGCUGACGGCUCCAAAUACGGAGUUAUGGAUGAGACCACGGCCCAGGGCCGAAGCCCUGUGGAGGUGGCCCGAGAUGUUCUGGCUGCCGUGGGGAAGAAGAAGAAAGAUGUGAUCCUGGCCGACCUGUUGCCGUCCUUGGCCGUUUAUCUGCGAACUCUGGCUCCGGGGCUCUUCUUCAGCCUCAUGGCCUCCCGGGCCAGAAAGGAGCGAAAAUCGAAGAACUCCUAGAGCC
Molecule: messenger RNA, 1110 nt
Organism: Diceros bicornis minor
Lineage: Eukaryota; Metazoa; Chordata; Mammalia; Perissodactyla; Rhinocerotidae
Gene: DHRS7B
Product: dehydrogenase/reductase 7B
Exons: 7
Coding region: 174-1106 (310 amino acids)
Cellular component (GO): membrane
Molecular function (GO): oxidoreductase activity
Source: RefSeq, a predicted model, not a curated record